Molecule: messenger RNA, 2283 nt
Organism: Melopsittacus undulatus (budgerigar)
Lineage: Eukaryota; Metazoa; Chordata; Aves; Psittaciformes; Psittaculidae
Gene: RNASEH2B
Product: ribonuclease H2 subunit B
Exons: 10
Coding region: 62-829 (255 amino acids)
Biological process (GO): RNA catabolic process
Cellular component (GO): nucleoplasm; ribonuclease H2 complex
Source: RefSeq, a predicted model, not a curated record
GCCGCCAUGUUGGGGCGCGAGCGGCGGCGCGGUCGCGGGAGGUGGCCGGGGUUUACGGAGCAUGCACGGCGCGAAGCAGGGUACCGCUGGCGCGCACCCUGGCCAGUGGGUGCUCAUUGCACCAGAGGCUGCUACUGACUUUCCUGAGACACCUGAUAGCGAAUCUUUGUUUACAAAGCUGCGCAAUCCAAGCACAGGGGAAGCAACCCUUUACUUAUUCAAUACUGGUGCACAGCAGCUGUUUGAAGUAAAAGCUUUUCAUGAGGAAAAUCGUUCCUGGUUUAUAGGUCAGACUGUUCAACAAGAUGGGCGCCUGCUGUUUGUUACACCGAUGGACCCCUUAUUUCUGAUACUUUACUACCUCAUAAAGGCAGACAAGGAGCAACAAGGAAAGUUUCAGCCACUCGAUCAAGUUGUGCUAGAUGCAGACUAUCCUAACUGCCCAUUGCUGCUGAAGUGUGCAGAUGCUAAACAGUACAUACAUCAUAUAACAGAAGUAAAAGAGAUUGGCAGCCAGAAAUUCUACAAAUACAGCCAAGAGAAGACACUGAAGUGGCUAAAGAAAAAGGUCAAUCAAACAGUGAAAGCACUUAAAAGCAACAAUAUAACCGUAGGUGAAAGGGUAUUUGCAGCUACAUUUAUCAGCAGUAAACAGAUCACAGAUACUGAAGAAGACUAUGUACGCUAUGCCCAUGGGUUAAUAUCAGAAUAUAUUCCUGAAGAUCUGAGUAAAGAGUUGUUAAAAUACUUAGGGCUCCCAGAACUUAAAAGCCCAGCAGUGGAGCCACCAUUGAAGAUGCCUGGGCGAAGACAUGCAAAGAAGAAAUGAAAGGAGCAUAAGGAGACUCGCUAAUAUUAUUUUAACUUGCCAUAAUCUCAAAGCAGCUUUUAAAGGCAUUUUUUACACACUUUCUGAAAAUAAAUGCUUGAAGUUAGACAAGCCCUGUUCCAAGAAAAAGCAAAUCUCAGCAGAUUAACAUUGUUAAAUAUGUGGUGUGUUAAACAUACACUGCUUCAAAUUUUAUAGCUUAUACACUAUUGGUCUAUUGGGCCCUUCCAGGAAAGCACUUACGAGCAUGCCUGAUGUUAAGCACAUGAGCAGUGAUGUUAAAGUCCACAGUGUUGUUCGUGUGGAUAAGUGCUUUGCUGGAUCAGCGCCUAAAGUCCUGUUAGGUGCUGAGCAUCCUGAUCCAUAUCCAGCAAAGCACUUACGUCCAUGCUUAUCUUGAAGUGGAAGAGCCAGUCUAAUAUUUAUGCAUUAGUGUUCACCAUAAAACUUCUCUUGGCACAAUGACUCACAUGCUUAAAAUUAAGCACCUGCCUAAGUAUUUUGCAAGGUCAGACAACAGGAUCCUUGAGCAAGUCUUAAAUAUUUACUUGAUUUUGUAUGAAUUUUCUUUUUUUUUUGUACUCUUUUUUUAUCAGAGCAUAUGAUUUUAGUGACCAUAAGUUUUAGAAGCUGCAUAGCAAAAUAUGCAAUUGUAUGAAAUUUUCUCUUUUCUUUCCCAAAAUCUAAUAAAUUCAGAAGUCCAAUGUUCAGACAUAGAAUCAUCCAAAAUUAAAAAAGUUAACUCUAAUUUUUAGGACAAUUACAUUUUUUGAAAUAAUUUCAUUGAGCUUGAUUUACGUGGUUUUGUCCAAGCAGUAGGUCAAGUCUGACUUACUGUACAAAAGAUGCUACCUAGCUCUGGUUGAGUGGACAGUCUGACUCUUAUAAAACUUGAGGCAGCAUGUGGGUUCAGAAGUACAGAUGGAGAAGUUGCAUUCUUAUUUUACUUUUGUUCUAAGAUAUUGAAACCUUAAAACCAUGCAUAAAAUAACAUUUACGUCUUGUUUUAAGAACUAAACAAAAACCUGCGUAAUCCUCCACGUAAAAAAAACAAAAAUAAUAAUUAUAAUAUAAUUAAUAAUUAUUAUAAUUAUUACUUUCUCUACUCAUGUAAGAGACACUUCCUGUGGAACGAUUUCAACCAAAUUGUCAGCCUGAGCUGACGUACAGAAAAUGAUGCUAAUGAGCCCUCAUGUGAUCUGUAUCAUGCAGUCUGAUGUUAAGUUAGAUACCCGUUUAUCAAAUUAUCAUUAAUAUUACCUCUUUGCUGCAACACUUUUAAAAAGUAAUAAUUGGCAGGAUUUUUAAAGUAAUGAAUGUUUACUUCUGUAAGUUUUAAUUAUGACCCCACUUUGCCGAGACCUACAGCAAAUGGCCAGAAUGUUCUGUAAAGCUUGAAUAUAUUUGAAGCAUUCUAGGUAAGAAGGAAAAAAAAAACCAAACAAAAAAAAAAA